Messenger RNA from Acytostelium subglobosum LB1, 450 nucleotides. RefSeq lists its product as hypothetical. Gene Ontology annotation, molecular function: 2 iron, 2 sulfur cluster binding. NCBI's taxonomy places the organism in Eukaryota, Evosea, Eumycetozoa, Acytosteliales, Acytosteliaceae. Gene Ontology annotation, cellular component: intracellular membrane-bounded organelle. The coding region runs from base 1 to 450 and encodes 149 amino acids. The record is from RefSeq and is a predicted model, not a curated record. The transcript has 2 exons.
AUGAACUCUAUUAGGAACUACUUCUCAAACUGGUUGGGAUCGGAAGAGAUAGAGACGAAUAGUGAACCGCCUACCCCACAAUGGGUCAUUCACAGUGAUAAUAUAUCACUCGAUGGUCCACUGCCUGUUGAUGCAUCAGAUGGCGAUAAGUUCAUAUGUCGAUGUGGACAAUCAAAGAACUAUCCCUAUUGCGACAACUCUCAUGUCGUAUUCAAUCAGAACAAUGGAUCAAAUGUCGUACCCAUCAGAGUCGCCAUGGAGAAAGACAAGGUAGUCUUUGUCUGUCGCUGCGGCUACUCAAAGGAGAGACCAUUCUGUGAUGGCACUCAUACAAGAUUGAAGCACAUCAAGAACAGAGAGGACAAGGAGAACGUAGUUGAUUAUGUUAUUGUUGUGGCCAUCUAUGCAGCUGUGGCUGCGGCUUGCGCAAGGGCAUAUGUCACGCACUAA